AUGUUGGCAGACACUAUGAGCACUGUCCAGGAGAGCAAGGGAGCAUGUGCCCUGCAGACGAAGAUGAAGAAGGACGGCACAGCGCAAUUUGUGACCUGCAGCUCGCAGGAAAUCAUGUGCCAUGAUCCCGCAACCAUGACGGACACCUGCCAUCCAAAGAGCACCGGCUGCCCGGUCACAUGUCCUGCCGGGGAGCAUGUGUGCCACAUGCCGCCGUCAUGUGAUGGCUGUGAUGGCUACAACUGGUGCUCCUCCUACACUUGCUCUUGUCCAGUCUAUUGUGGCAUGGAUGAGGUGAUGUGCCAUGAUUCCACAACCAUGACGGACAGCUGCCACCCAGCAAGCACAGGUUGCCCGAUCACAUGUCCUCCCGGUGACCACGUGUGCCAUAUGCCACCGCCAUGCGACGGCUGCGAGGCACACAGUUAUUGCUCCCCCAGCGCUUGUCCAGUGUAUUGUGGCGUGGAUGAGGUGACGUGCCAUGUGACGUGCCAUGAUGCCAGCACCAUGACCGACAGCUGCCACCCAGCAAGCACCGGUUGCCCGGUGAUGUGCCAUGAUUCCACCACCAUGACCGACAGCUGCCAUCCGAAGAGCACAGGGAAGCCAGAUCACAUUCGAGGUAGCAACAAGUACAAGUCAAGUUGCAACCAGAGUGUGCUCCUGACCUUCGCAGCCAUUUUACUCACUCUUGAGCUAGACUUUGUUCUUCUUGACGCUGGAAGUUUGUCAGCCAUGGUGCUGUCGAUUCUGGUGUCUCUGAUUACCGUCCGUGCCAUGUUGGCAGACACUAUGAGCACUGUCCAGGAGAGCAAGGGAGCAUGUGCCCUGCAGACGAAGAUGAAGAAGGACGGCACAGCGCAAUUUGUGACCUGCAGCUCGCAGGAAAUCAUGUGCCAUGAUCCCGCAACCAUGACGGACACCUGCCAUCCAAAGAGCACCGGCUGCCCGGUCACGUGUCCUGCCGGGGAGCAUGUGUGCCACAUGCCGCCGUCAUGUGAUGGCUGUGAUGGCUACAACUGGUGCUCCUCCUACACUUGCCCAGUGUACUGUGCGAUGGAUGAGGUGAUGUGCCAUGAUUCCACAACCAUGACGGACACGUGCUCUUGUCCAGUCUAUUGUGGCAUGGAUGAGGUGAUGUGCCAUGAUUCCACAACCAUGACGGACAGCUGCCACCCAGCAAGCACAGGUUGCCCGAUCACAUGUCCUCCCGGUGACCACGUGUGCCAUAUGCCACCGCCAUGCGACGGCUGCGAGGCACACAGUUAUUGCUCCCCCAGCGCUUGUCCAGUGUAUUGUGGCGUGGAUGAGGUGACGUGCCAUGUGAUGUGCCAUGAUUCCACAACCAUGACGGACAGCUGCCACCCCGCAAGCACAGGUUGCCCGAUCACAUGUCCUCCCGGUGACCAAGUUUGCCACAUGCCGCCGUCAUGCGACGGUUGUCAGGGACACAGUUACUGUUCCCCAGGCUCCUGUCCAGUGUAUUGUGGCAUAGACGAGGUGAUGUGCCAUGAUUCCACCACCAUGACGGACAGCUGCCAUCCGAAGAGCACAGGGUGCCCGGUUACCUGUCCCCCCGGUGACAAUGUGUGCCAUGUGCCGCCGCCAUGCGACACCUGCGAUGGAUACAGCUACUGUUCCCCCAGCUCUUGUCCAGUCCACUGUGGCAUGGAUGAGGUGAUGUGCCAUGAUUCCACCACCAUGACGGACAGCUGUCAUCCGGCAAGCACAGGUUGCCCAGUGACGUGUCCUCCUGGCGACCAUGUGUGCCACAGUCCGGCAACUUGUCAGGGAUGCCAUGGUUACAGUUGGUGCUCCCCGACUCCGUGUGCAAUCUAG
Symbiodinium sp. CCMP2592 is the source of this 1839-nucleotide messenger RNA. Lineage: Eukaryota; Dinophyceae; Suessiales; Symbiodiniaceae. The record is from the annotation of a GenBank genome assembly.